AUGGCGACCGCGGAGGUCCAGGCGGCCGUCCAGGCGGCCCUGGGCGCCAACGGCGCGGAGGCGCUGGUGGGCGGGCUGCUGAGCGCGGACGGCGAGGCGCGGGGCCGGUCGGAGAGGGUGCUGGAGGCGAUGCGGGAGGCCCACCCGAACGAGUGCGUGGCGGGGCUAACGCGCGUGCUGCGGCGGGGCGACGGCGCGGUGGAGAGGGCGCUGUGUGCCAUGCUGCUCAGGAAGAUUCUGACGAAGGGCCAGCCGCCGGUGUGGCCCAACCUGACGGAGGCGUCGCAGCAAAUGGUGAAAGCAGAGCUGCUGAAUGUGAUGCACGAGGAGACGGAUCGGAAUACUCUGCGACAAACUGGCGAUCUCAUCGCACAGCUCAUUUCCAAGGUGCUUGGCUAUGAGGCCUGGCCAGAAGUGAUACCCUUCCUCACCCAGAGCAUUGGCUCAGGCGUAGUCCUCAAUGUGGAAAUGGCCCUCCUGAUGCUGGCCGAAAUGGCGGAGGGCAUCAAGGAUGCCAUUGCACCGAGUCUGGACCAGUACUGUGGGGCCUUGGGGACGUGCAUGGCACGUCCAGAACCCACUGUGAAGCUGGCAGCCCUUAAGGCACUGAAGGCCUUGAUCGUGGCAUUCCACGAUGAGGAUGAGCUUGCAAAGUUCCAGGCUGCAGCCCCGGCACUCCUGAAGAUUCCAGAAGCUGUUCGGCAAGAGGGUGACAAGGAAUCGGGAAAGCAGGCCUACUCAGAGCUCAUCGAACUUGCUGAAGAGUGCCCCAAUUUCUGGCUCCCCAGCCUGGAUAGCACUGUCCAAGCAAUGAUCCAAAGUGCACAGGCACCCAGCACACCCCUUGAUGACCGCAUCCUAGCCAUCGAGUUUUUGUUGGCUGUCAUCGAGGCCAUUGAUGGGGAUGACGGCACCCGAGCUCUGCAAGGCGUGUUGGCGGCGCUGCUAGCCAUCCUCUUCGAAUUCAUGCUCGACGUGGAGGACAAUGCUCAAUGGCACUUGGCCGACGAUGAAGAGCAUCAAGACGAGGGCCAUGGCGACCAUUUCAUGUUUGGUGAGAUUGCCAUCGAUCGACUUGCACAUCUGGUUGGGGGAGCAGCGAUGCUGCCCAUCACAGGCCAGAUGGUCCCAGUAUGGCUUGGGGAUCAGGACUGGAAGAAACGCCAUGCAGUGUUCACAUGCAUUGGCCAGAUGGCUGAAGGCUGCAGCGAUGACCUCCCAGAGCAGCUUGGCAGCCUGGUGUCCAUCUGCGUUCAGGGCUGCCAGGAUUCCCACCCCAAGGUGAGGUGGUCUGCCUGUCAGGCCAUGGGACUGCUGGCAUCCGAGGUCGGGGAGCAUCUGACAGUCCCACAGUUCCAGACCCUCCUGUCUGCCCUCCACCCUCUAUUCAAGGACAAGUCCAGCCCACGGGUUCAGGCCCAUGCGGUGCUGUGCAUGGUCGACUUCGUCCAGGAGUGCAAGCUGGAGGUUGUGCAGCCUGCCUUGGACAAUGUCGUGGCCGCCGUGUUGGAGGUGAUGCCGGGAUCUCCUUACCUUGUGAGGGACGCGGCGCUGAAGUUCUUGAGCAGUGCUGCAGGGGAGGUGGAGGCGCCAGAUUUCGCAAAGUACUACACUGCAGUGAUGGGGGCGAUCCACACCACAAUGGGCAUGGCCACAGAUGAAAAGUCACCUGCUCUGUUUGCCCAGAUGCUGCAUGCAAUGGCCAAGGUUGGGCAGGCCUCUGGUGCUUCCUGCUUCAGUCCAGACUGUCCAAAGCUGAUGGCCUACUACAAGGACAUAGUACAAGGCAACGUUCAGAGUGCUGAUUCCGACAAAGACAAGAGGGACGUGUUUGCGGUGCUGCACGAGGUCGCCUCAAUAGUGUGCGAAUGCAUGGGCCCUGCCUUCCAGGAGUGCGUGCCCCUGGUCAUGCCAUCGCUGAUGGAGGCUGUGAAGCUUCAGCCACACGUCAAGAUGUUGGACCCUGAGGAGGGCAUGUCCGGUGAGGAAGACGAGGGACUUGAAAUCGUCGAGAUGGGUGGCAAGAUUAUGGCGGUGGAUGCUGACCUCCUUGACUACAAGGCUGAUGCCAUCGGCACGAUCACAGCACUCGCCAAUGUGCUCAAGGAGGACUUCAUCACGAAUGUGACACAAGUCGUUGAGCACGUCACGCCUCUUGUGAAUGAGUGCAAACAUGUGGAGGUGUGCCAAGCUGCCAUUGAGCAGCAGCCCGCGCUGCUGGCAUGUGCGCUGGCAGCCUCCUGCAAGUCUUCAGGCACAGGUGGCCCAGACGCUUCCUUCGUACAGGGCCUCCUGGGGGUCCAGUGGCCAGCACUGGUGCAGCACCUCGCAGAUUCCGAAAAGCCAGACUUCGAGGCAACAGCACCCUAUGCCCUGGAGGCACUAGGCAAGAUCAUCGAGCUGCUGGGGCCGCUGAAUAACGACGAGAUGAUUGGGAAGGCAGUUGACCGGGUCAAACCUGUGCUGGAGCGCUUUGACACCCUGCGGCAAAAUCGCAUGCAGGCAAAGGAAGAAGACCUAGAUGCAGAAGAAUCAGAGGACGUGGAAGACGAGCUUGAGUUGGAGGUUGCUCUGUAUGACAAACUGGAGACAUUUGUGAGCAGUGUUUUGAAAACACUCUCCGACCGUGCCAGUGCAUGGGUAGAGACCAUCCUGCCCCACCUCACACCGCUGUUGGACAGGCGCCAGCGGCCGGAGCUGCAGCAGAUGGUGGUGGUCCUCACAACCGACGUGUGUGAGUUCGCCCCUGCCACUGCCCAGAAGUAUGUGAUGCAGCUGCUGCCCAUCUACCUGGAGGGCUGCUCCAGCGACCACCCUGGACUUCGGCAGUGUGCUGCCUUUGGCGUUGGUGUCCUUGCUCAGAAACAUGCGGAGGUGUUCAAGCCCGCAGCAGCCCAGACCCUUGCAAAGCUGAUGGAGGUAGUCAACCGCCCUGAGGCGCAUAGUGAGGAGUUCCAGAGUGCCACAGACAACGUCAUCUCUGCCAUUGGAAAGAUCAUCGAGCACCAUUCCGAUGUUGUGGACGCCCGGCUGACGGCCAGCACCUGGCUCCAGUUCCUUCCCCUUAAGAGUGACGUUGCAGAGGCCAUCACCGUGCAUGAGCAGCUCAUCAGGAUGAUCGAGAAAAGGGACGUGAAGGUCCUUGGGGAAGCCAACCAGAACCUGCCUCAG
Messenger RNA from Ostreobium quekettii, 3171 nucleotides. Lineage: Eukaryota; Viridiplantae; Chlorophyta; Ulvophyceae; Bryopsidales; Ostreobiaceae. The record is from the annotation of a GenBank genome assembly.